Lathyrus sativus (Indian pea) is the source of this 447-nucleotide messenger RNA. NCBI's taxonomy places the organism in Eukaryota, Viridiplantae, Streptophyta, Magnoliopsida, Fabales, Fabaceae. The record is from the annotation of a GenBank genome assembly.
AUGUCGCAGUUGGUUAAUAAAGCCAAGAACUUCGUCUCUGAUAAAAUCAGCGAUGUGGCCAAGCCUGAAGCGAGUCUCACCGACGUCGACUUUACGCGCGUGACCAUGAACAAUGUCGAGUACUUGGCCAAGGUCGCUGUUCAUAAUCCUUAUUCACAUGCUCUCCCCAUUUGUGAGAUCAACUACUCAUUCAAAAGCGCCACUAGGGAGAUAGCAUCAGGGAUAAUACCAGAUCCGGGUUCAUUGAAAGCAAAGGACACAACAAUGGUGGAUGUACCUGUGAAGGUGCCGUAUAGUAUAUUGAUGAGCUUGGCAAAGGAUAUUGGAGCUGAUUGGGAUAUUGACUAUCAGUUGGAUUUGGGUCUUGUUAUUGAUCUUCCUGUUGUUGGUAACUUCACCAUUCCUCUUUCUCGUAAGGGAGAGGUUAAGCUACCAAGUCCUUUCUAG